GAAGUUUUUUAACUGAUGAAACAUCUUCAUCUUCUCCUCCUCCUCCUCGCCAGAGCGUGUGCGCGCCGCGCGGCUGCUCGGCCGCGUGCGCGCAUCGACGUGCGCGUGCUGGUGAAGCGGUGGAAGGCUGCGUGUUGUUUCUCUGCGGACUCCAAGGAUGUCGCGGUGUCCCGCCGCACCUCCCGCUGGCAGGCGAGCGCCAUGACGCACUGAAGGCGAGCUCGCGCCGUCAGAGUUGUCAGCCUGGGCCAUGGCUGACCCCGCCCACUCCGACCUCAUCGCCAGGCACUACAACUACACGGGAAAGUUCCGCAAGUCGGACGGGGGCUCGGGCCUGAAGGCCGACUCGGUGGUCUUCAUCGUGGUCUGCUGCCUGAUCGUGCUGGAGAACCUCCUGGUCCUGGCCACCAUCUGGAGGACCAAGAAGUUCCACAAGCCCAUGUUCUACUUCAUCGGGAACCUGGCGCUGUCCGACCUGCUGGCGGGCGUGGUCUACACGGCCAACAUCCUGCUGUCGGGCGCCAACACCUACAAGCUGACGCCCACGCAGUGGUUCCUGCGCGAGGGCUCCAUGUUCGUGGCGCUGGCGGCGUCCGUCUUCAGCCUGCUGGCCAUCGCCGUGGAGCGCCACCUGACCAUGCUGAAGAUGAAGCUGCACAACAGCGGCAGCGCCAGCCGCGUCUUCCCGCUCAUCAGCGCCGUGUGGAUGGUGGCGGCGCUCCUGGGCGGCCUGCCGCUGAUGGGCUGGAACUGCAUCGGCCAGCUGGGCCACUGCUCCACCGUGCUGCCGCUCUACCACAAGACCUACAUCCUCUUCUGCACCACCGUCUUCAGCGUCAUCCUCAUGGCCAUCGUGGCGCUCUACGCCCGCAUCUACGCGCUGGUGCGCGCCCGCAGCCGCCAGCUGGUCUUCCGCAAGGCGCCCAACGGCGGCAGGAGCUCGGAGAAGUCCAUGGCGCUGCUGCGGACCGUCAUGGUGGUGCUGAGCUGCUUCAUCGCCUGCUGGGCGCCGCUCUUCGUCCUGCUGCUGCUGGACGCCGCCUGCCACACACUCCACUGCUCCAUCCUCUACAAGGCCGAGUGGUUCCUGGCGCUCGCCGUCCUCAACUCUGCCACCAACCCGCUCAUCUACACGCUGACCAGCAACGAGAUGCGCCGCGCCUUCCUGGAGACGCUGCUCUGCGGCUCCGCCCGCAUCCGCGCCGCCGCCAGCUACGUCGGGGCGGAGUUCAGCCGCAGCAAGUCGGAUAACUCCUCCCACCCCAACAAGGAGGAGGUGGAGUACACCCGGAGGGGGACGAGGGCGGCCGAGGUCGCCUCUUCCUCAUCCUAGAAGUCGCACCCCACCCGGCCCUCUCCCCCUGACACUUGUAUGAACACCUCACGUGCAAACGUCCCCGAGGAAAACCUUGGUCAUGUGACCCCAGCAGGUGAGUCCACAGACCCCCACCGCCUUUUUGGACGUACAGUGGGGCAAAAAAGUAUUUAGUCAGCCACCGAUUGUGCAAGUUCUCCCACUUAAAAUGAUGACAGAGGUCUGUAAUUUUCAUCAUAGGUACUCUUCAACUGUGAGAGACAGAAUGUGAAAAAAAAUCCAGGAAUUCACAUUGUAGGAAUUUUAAAGAAUUUAUUUGUAAAUUAUGCUGGAAAAUAAGUAUUUGGUCAACCAUUCAAAGCUCUCACUGAUGGAAGGAGGGUUUGGCUCAAAAUCUCACGAUACAUGGCCCCAUUCAUUCUUUCCUUAACACGGAUCAAUCGUCCUGUCCCCUUAGCAGAAAAACAGCCCCAAAGCAUGAUGUUUCCACCCCCAUGCUUCACAGUAGGUGUGGUGUUCUUGGGAUGAUACUCAGUAUUCUUCUUCCUCCAAACAAGACGAGUUGAGUUUAUACCAAAAUGGAUACAUGGAUGAUACAGCAGAGGAUUGGGAGAAUGUCAUGUGGUCAGAUGAAACCAAAAUAGAACUUUUUGGUAUAAACUCAACUCUCAAGCUCAAUACGCGCUCAUACUUCCUUAAAACCCGUGACGUCUUGCGUACACGUCAUCAUUACACGACGUUUUCAAGACGAAACUCCCGGGAAAUUUAAAAUUGCAAUUUAGUAAACUAAAAAGGCCAUACUGGCAUGUGUUGCAAUGUUAAUAUUUCAUCAUUGAUAUAUAAACUAUCAGACUGUGUGGUGGGUAGUAGUGGCUUUCAGUAGGCCUUUAAUAGAUUCUAUGGCCAUACUCUUUGUGAUUAGUCAAAAGCCACUCUUGUAGCAACAGGGCGCCAUGUUUGCUACCAACUCUGAAACCGAGAUGUCCAUACUCUCUAUACACGACUCUGCUGUAGUCCAAAGCCGUUUAUAGAGAGAGUAUGGCCAAAUAAUGUCAAAAUUGGUAGAAAACAUGGCGCCCUGUUGUCACUUAAAGGGACUUUUGAACAAUCGUUUUCAAAGUUGGUAGCAAACAUGGUGUCCUGUCAUCACGUGAGGGGCUUUUGACCAAAAUUGGUAGAAAACCCCCAUGCUUCACAGUAGGUGUGGUGUUCUUGGGAUGCAACUCAGUAUUCUUCUUCCUCCAAACACGACAAGUUGAGUUUAUACCAAAAUGGAUACAUGGAUGAUACAGCAGAGGAUUGGGAGAAUGUCAUGUGGUCAGAUGGAACCAAAAUACAACUUUUUGGUAUAAACUCAACUCGUCGUGUUUGGAGGAAGAAGAAUACUGAGUUGCAUCCCAAGAACACCAUACCUACUGUGAAGCAUGGGGGUGGAAACAUCAUGCUUUGGGGCUGUUUUUCUGCUAAGGGGACAGGACGAUUGAUCCGUGUUAAGGAAAGAAUGAAUGGGGCCAUGUAUCGUGAGAUUUUGAGCCAAAACCUCCUUCCAUCAGUGAGAGCUUUGAAUGGUUGACCAAAUACUUAUUUUCCACCAUAAUUUACAAAUAAAUUCUUUAAUGUGAACUCCUUGAUUUUUUUUUUUCACAUUCUGUCUCUCACAGUUGAAGUGUACCUAUGAUGAAAAUUACAGACCUCUGUCAUCAUUUUAAGUGGGAGAACUUGCACAAUCUGUGGCUGACUAAAUACUUUUAUGCCCCACAGUAACUCUCCGUGUUUACGCCUCGCUGAAAAAAAAAACCCCAGCGUCGUACCGUCCUCGCCAAUCGACUAUUUUUCCGUUUUUUCAUUCCUGGUCUCUGUGUCAGUUCUGAAGUCACCCGGGAUUUGUACAGCGCCCAACUUUCCUACUUCCUGUCCGUAGUGAUGGCGUUUGCAUGUCGCCAUGGUAACCAUCAUUAAAUUGUCUGUGUUUAACCUUCCUAGCGUUUAAUAAAGACACAAUACGUAGAAGUCGGCCUGAGAAGCUUUUUUUUUUUUCCCCUUCCCCCCGGCCUCGCCCCUCCUUCGCACGUCACCCGGGUCCUUCCGGCACCUCAAAACUGUCUUUUUUUUAAUCAAAACUUCAUCAUUCUCUUCAUGGUCUCGAUUACUGAAUAACUUUUAUAGAUACCGACCCAAGUCCGUCUGU
Nerophis ophidion (straightnose pipefish) is the source of this 3503-nucleotide messenger RNA. RefSeq names its product sphingosine-1-phosphate receptor 1 (gene s1pr1). Gene Ontology annotation, biological process: angiogenesis; sphingosine-1-phosphate receptor signaling pathway. Gene Ontology annotation, cellular component: membrane. Bases 251 to 1333 code for a protein of 360 amino acids. The transcript has 2 exons. NCBI's taxonomy places the organism in Eukaryota, Metazoa, Chordata, Actinopteri, Syngnathiformes, Syngnathidae. The record is from RefSeq and is a predicted model, not a curated record. Gene Ontology annotation, molecular function: sphingosine-1-phosphate receptor activity.